Messenger RNA from Pocillopora verrucosa, 1469 nucleotides. RefSeq names its product ferroptosis suppressor protein 1-like. Gene Ontology annotation, cellular component: cytoplasm. Gene Ontology annotation, molecular function: electron-transferring-flavoprotein dehydrogenase activity; flavin adenine dinucleotide binding. Lineage: Eukaryota; Metazoa; Cnidaria; Anthozoa; Scleractinia; Pocilloporidae. The record is from RefSeq and is a predicted model, not a curated record.
GCGUGUUGAGCUUUUAUUCUUGUCGGCUUUUGCUUUUAUCUGCAUAGAUCGUGCGCUUUCGUUAGCUUCUCUACUGUAAGAAAAUGUUUUCAGUUCGUCUAAGAAAUGCAGCUCCUUUCUUAAGCGCUGGUAUUGCGGCUGGAUCGGCAGUUUUGCUUGGAUAUCACGCUUGUUAUGGCACAGCUGUCCAUGCUCGAGAUGAAAACGUUAAAAGUCUAAAGGACACCCAUGUAGUUGUGGUGGGCGGUGGAUAUGGUGGAAUUGCUGCCGCGAAAAAAUUAAAGGAUCAAUGCAAAGUGACAUUAAUCGACGCCAGAGAUGCCUUUCAUCAUAACAUGGGUGCUCAGAGAUCUUCUGUGGAGGCAGGGUUUGCCAAAAAGUGUUUCAUUCCCUACGGACCAACAUUUGGCAAAAGCUUCAAGCAAGGGAAAGUCGUUGAUAUUGAUCUAUCCAUGAAGACGAUAAUGCUGGAAACUGGAGAGAAAAUUGCUUAUGAUGACCUCGUACUUGCAACUGGCACUGGUGGCCCAUUUCCUGCGAAAAUUCCUUUGGAUACAAACAAGGACAAAGCCAUUCAGCGUUACGAGAAGUAUACCAAGCUAGUAAAAGACGCCAUGAAGAUCGGGGUUGUAGGUGGGGGAGCUGUUGGAGUGGAAAUAGCUGGAGACAUCAUGGAGGAUUACAAAGACAAGGCCGAUGUGUAUCUCAUACAUCCCAGGGAAAAUCUAGUCAAUGAUGAAGUUAACGAGACCUUUCAGUCCACGAUCAAGGCAAAGCUUGAAAGUUUAGGGGUCACCAUGUUUCUUGGGGAGCGAGUGAUGAAUAUGGACGAAGUAAAAGAAAAGGGAUAUCAAAACGUCAUGCUAGUCACCGAUAAAGGGAGGCAAAUGAAAGUAGACCUGGUCAUUCCUUGCACUGGUCUAAAAGUGAACACCGAAGCUUACAGGAAAAGUCUAGGAGAUAAAAUGAAUCGACUUGGUCGUCUAAAUGUCGAUGACUUUCUCCAAGUGAAAGAUGUUCCGGAUGUGUACGCGAUCGGGGACUGUAACGAUGUUCCAGAGAUCAAGCUGGCGUAUGGAGCUGAGACACAAGGAAAGUACAUUGCUGACAACCUAAAGCUCAAACAUGAGGGGAAAGCGAUGAAACCUUACAACGUUAACAAGAGUGUAUUCAUGGUGCUGUGCUGCGGACGAUCAGGGGGUGCCGCCCAAGUGUGGAGGGGCUGGGUGUUUGGAGAUUGGUUUGCGUCAAAGAUCAAAGGUCAAAGCGUGUUCACUCCGAUGCAAUGGAAAAAUAUGGGGCAGAAAAUGCCUGAAGAUUAAAUUUUCAUUUUCGUUUGGCCAUGGUUGAAACUCUUAAUAGAUAUAGACUCUCAUUUGAUGACACGUCUUCUUGCAGUAAUUAUUCACUGCUAAGAUAUUUUUCUGGUUGUGUUACACAGUCUCGUCAGUAAAAAUAGAGGUUUUCAC